AUGAAUCUGAAGUCAGCUGUAGGAAAGUGCUCAGUUGAAAGUGGAGGUUGGAAUGUUUUGUUUGUAUCCGAAUGUCUUCUUCAUUUCUUGAACGAAUGCAUUGGCACAAUCACAGCAGACAGAGCAGAGCAUUCCCAUUGGAUAUCCCUUAUUGUCAGUGCAUCCAUUCAUUGGAACAAAGAUUUGAUUGCAUGCCUUGUUGUCCAAAGUGGCAGACAAAGCAGAAUAGGAACCGUCAUUUGGAAUUGGUCCAGUGCAUCCGAGCAUUUGACAGGAUGGUUGAGCAAUCUUCUCGAAAUCAGCUCCCUCGAGAUAGGUGGCAGCUGGGUUGGUGACUGGUCCAGCAACUGCGGAUCCAACUGA
This is a messenger RNA of Caenorhabditis remanei, 363 nucleotides long. RefSeq lists its product as uncharacterized. Bases 1 to 363 code for a protein of 120 amino acids. The transcript has a single exon. The record is from RefSeq and is a predicted model, not a curated record. NCBI's taxonomy places the organism in Eukaryota, Metazoa, Nematoda, Chromadorea, Rhabditida, Rhabditidae.